This is a messenger RNA of Paramecium primaurelia, 246 nucleotides long. NCBI's taxonomy places the organism in Eukaryota, Ciliophora, Oligohymenophorea, Peniculida, Parameciidae. The record is from the annotation of a GenBank genome assembly.
AUGAAAUUAUCAAAAUAAUAAGUUAGAAAUAUUGUAAAAAAAAAUUAUUAAGCAUUUGAUCCUAAAAGACCCAUUUUUACAUAAGUGAUGUUAAAAUAACAAGAAACUAUAAUUGAUGAUGGUAUUUUAUUUAGGAAUGAAAAUAGUUAAUAAUUUCUAAAUAAUUAUGAAAUAAAUAAUUAAAAAGCUGAUAUUAGAUUUAUACCUCAGGCAAUUUAAUAUAUGGCUUAAAUUACUUAAAUUUGA